Messenger RNA from Hyposmocoma kahamanoa, 1472 nucleotides. Its product is annotated as L-asparaginase-like. NCBI's taxonomy places the organism in Eukaryota, Metazoa, Arthropoda, Insecta, Lepidoptera, Cosmopterigidae. Gene Ontology annotation, molecular function: asparaginase activity. The transcript is spliced from 10 exons. The record is from RefSeq and is a predicted model, not a curated record. The coding region runs from base 1 to 1116 and encodes 371 amino acids.
AUGGAGCAAACGAGGGUACUUGCUCGCCGCCGCUGCCUGCGCCCGUACCCUCACCCGAUAUUACAAAAAAAAGUUCUUGUGCCUCAAAAGAACAUCGAGCAAGUAAUCAGGCGACUUCCACAACUGCAUGACGAAAAUUACUAUAAGAGCAAACUCGUUAGAUCUGAACUACAGGAGUACUUAGCUCUGCCAGAUGGUAAGGACACUGAACUGAAAGUGCUAUACAAAAUAUACGAAUACGAAGAGUUAAAAGACUCCUCAGACUUCACCAUAGACGAUUGGAUCAAAAUGGCAAGAGAUAUUAAGAGAUUCUACCACGACUACGAUGGGUUCGUGGUAUUACACGGAACAGACACCACGGCAUACGGAGGAUCUGUACUUUCAUUCAUGCUGGAGGUUGUUGGGAAGACCGUCGUGCUCACAGGAGCACAGGUGCCGAUUUUCCAACCUCGAAGUGAUGGCAAUAACAACCUCUUAUGUGCUCUUCUCAUCGCAGCUACACUCCACAUUCCCGAAGUGACAGUAUUCUUUGGAGCUAAACUCUUCAGAGGAUGCAGAGUAAAGAAAGUAUCAAACACACGUAUCUACGCCUUCGACUCGCCGAACUUCCCACCUCUACUGGAAGCGAAGACUACCCUGGACAUCGAUCCGAAGAUGCUGAUCCACCCCCCUGGCUCCGUGCCCAACGAAUGCAGGUUACAUGAUAAGUUGUCCACGAAAGUAUAUGUGCUUAAAGUUGCUCCUACCAUUACACCGGAGGUUAUUCGUGCAGUCUUUGAAGGCAUGGAAGGCGUAGUCCUAGAGACGUACGGCAACGGCAAUAUUCCAAUCAAGCGCAAAGAGAUCUACAAAGAAAUAGAGCGCGCGGUCAAGAACAACGUGUUGGUCGUGAACGUCACGCAGUGCAUCAACGGCACAGUGCUUGGGAAGCCCAUUUAUGAGACUGGAUUGCUCCUCAUUGAAUGCGGUGUAGUACCGGCGUUCGACAUGACAGCUGAAGCAGCGCUUGCCAAGCUGUCCUACGUGCUUACGAAGACCGAACUCACUUAUCAACAGAAAGUGGAGUUAAUGAAGACAAAUAUACGAGGAGAACUGUACAACCCGAGUCAUGCGUAAUAAAAAUUUCUUUGAGUGUCCGUUUCGAAAGUAAACAAGACAAUGUCUAAUACCUAAACUCAAGAACUUUAAGAAAACAUCAUUGAUAACGCGGUAAAGCGUCAGCGUGCAUUUUAUGAUUGUCGCGAUAUCAGUGUUGGAGCACUGCAAAUGUGACAUUGUAAAAUUAACGCUAUCAAUGACGCGUAGGUGGAAUUCCAAAUUUAAAAAAUACAACCACAUUAUUUUAGCGCUUGCUAGAUAUGAAUUCCAAUUAUAAAUCUGUUAUUUGUCGUAAAGAUUUUAUUUCCCUUAUGGCCUUCAGUAGUGUUGUCUAGUAGGAAGAAUUUAGAAAAUAUACUUAUGUCAUGCGAUUA